Diaporthe citri is the source of this 1668-nucleotide messenger RNA. RefSeq lists its product as uncharacterized. The record is from RefSeq and is a predicted model, not a curated record. Lineage: Eukaryota; Fungi; Ascomycota; Sordariomycetes; Diaporthales; Diaporthaceae. The coding region runs from base 1 to 1668 and encodes 555 amino acids. The transcript has 4 exons. Gene Ontology annotation, molecular function: monooxygenase activity; iron ion binding; oxidoreductase activity, acting on paired donors, with incorporation or reduction of molecular oxygen.
AUGUUCCAACUGUUCCUAGCUGCGGCUGGCGCACUGCUGGCCUCGUACCUCUACUCGAGGCUGAGAUACCUGCGCAGCAGGCAAUUCGCACACAUUCCACAGUUGCCGAACCACCUUCUCUGGGGCCAUCUCAAGGCCUUCGGCGAGUUCACGAGUCAAGGGAUACGCGACCGUCACCCAGAUAAAAUCUUCGAAGAGAUGUGGGUAUCGUUGGGCCGACCCCCGGUUAUGCUCGUAGACCUCCGCCCUAUCGUCCCUCCUAUGGUUCUGGUCCCCAGCCAUAGUAUGGCCGAACAGAUAUCCAAGCAGUCUAAUCUCUUCCCUCUGAGCACGCCCAAGUCCCCAACGUGGAGGCAUAUGAUACCUAUAAUAGGAGAGACGUCAAUUAUAGGUAAAGAAGGUCAAGACUGGAAGGAUCUCCGGAAACGGUAUAAUCCAGGUUUCUCACCUCAACAUUUGUGGACUCUGUUGCCCCUCAUCCUUGAGAGUAUGGGACCAUUCUUGAAGUACCUGGACGACUUUGCCUCUUCAGGAAAAUCAUUCUCUCUGGAACAACUCAUGUCUAAUUUAACCCUUGAUAUUAUCGGUGCCGCUGUGAUGGGAGCCGAACUCGACGCACAACAGUUGGGCAGCUCGAAGCAAGGCGAACUCGCCCGGCUAUUCAAUGAGAUUGUGAAGACUUACCACGACGAGAAAAGCAAUCUUCCAUGGUGGCUGAACCCUCUGACUACAUCGAAGCGAUACCGACUAGCUAAGCGUACUGAUGCGCUGGUAAAGGAUACAAUUCAGCAAAGAUAUACCGAGUUGAAAGAGGAAGUGAAAGGGAACCGAUCACGGAGCAUUGUGGCUCUCAGCAUCCAAGAUACAGAAGCCCUUACGCCGCAGCUCCUAUCAGAGACAUCAGACCAAGUCCGCAGUUUUCUAUUCGCAGGACACGAUACAAACGCGAGCAUGCUCCAGUGGGCAAUCUACGAGCUGAGCCGCACACCCCGCGCGCUCAAGGCAGUCCGCGACGAGCUCGAUGAGGUUCUCGGGCCUGAAGCCGACCCACGCACCAUAUGUGCUACCCUCGCAGAGCGAGGCGAGCAAAUCCUCCCCGGUCUGCAUUACGUCAACGCCGUGAUCAAAGAGACACUUCGCCUGCACCCCCCAGCCGCCACCGUCCGCAUGACGCAACCUGGAGCCGGCUUCACAGUUCGCGCCCCGACCGGCGAGGAAUACAAUCUCGACGGGACCAUGAUGUACUCCGCGCACAGUAUCAUCCAGCGGGACCCAUCCGUCUACGGAGACACGGCGGAUGUCUGGCGCCCUGAGCGCUGGCUCGGGGAGGCGGCCAAGAGCAUCCCCGCCAGUGCAUGGCGGCCGUUUGAGAGGGGUCCGAGGAAUUGCAUCGGGUCCGAACUUGCGAAUCUCGAGUCUCGUAUCAUCAUCAGCGUUGUGGCCCGGAAGUACGAUUUUGUUAAGGUGGGGCUGGGUGAGAGCGUCUUGGAUGAAAAGGGACUCCCUACGCUUGAUGGCAAUGGCCAAUAUAAGGUCAAGUCGGAGUUAUAUAACGACCCGCAAAUCAGUACGGCAGAACACCGAUCCGAGUUGAGAUCGACUGAGGCCUUCAUGAGCUUUCUGAAGCGCGAGGUACGGCUGCAACGCCUUGGCGCCGCAGGGCUAUAG